This is a messenger RNA of Gopherus evgoodei (Goodes thornscrub tortoise), 1028 nucleotides long. RefSeq names its product G protein subunit gamma 14 (gene GNG14). NCBI's taxonomy places the organism in Eukaryota, Metazoa, Chordata, Testudines, Testudinidae. The transcript is spliced from 2 exons. Gene Ontology annotation, molecular function: G-protein beta-subunit binding. Gene Ontology annotation, cellular component: heterotrimeric G-protein complex. Gene Ontology annotation, biological process: G protein-coupled receptor signaling pathway. The record is from RefSeq and is a predicted model, not a curated record. Bases 335 to 553 code for a protein of 72 amino acids.
UGGAGGGAUGGGAAAGGAUGAUUAACGUGACUAUAAACUACAUGCAGCAUGUUUGUAAUAAUGGAAGGAUAAAAGGGAAGGGUGCCCAGGCUUCCUGGCCCAAGAGUUGUGCCUGCCCCAAGCCGUUGGCAUGCGCUGUUAGAUAUCUGCCAUGCCCCACCCCAGAGGUGGCUGCAUUUCAGCGGCAGGUCACAGGCAUUUGGGAGUCUUCAGAUCGGCUGCCAUUUAAACGUCACGGACUUUUGCCUGCUGCUUCGGUUCUUGUGGAGCAGCCUGCAGGAGUCCAGCAUCUUCACCCCCUCGUUGGUCUAACCUGGCCCCCUGUGCCCUGCAGAUGUUGGGGAAGGCGGCCAGCUGCAAUGACACAAGCCAGGGCCGGAGGGCAGUGGAGCAGCUGCGGACAGAAGCCGGGCUGGAGAGAAUGAAGGUCUCCAAGGCAGCCUGCGAGCUGUUGCAGUACUGCCGGGCACACGCCCAGAGCGACCCGCUGCUGACUGGGGUCCCUGCCUCUGCCAACCCCUUCAAAGACAAGAAAACCUGCAGCAUCCUGUGAGGACGCUGGACCCACAGCCCCCUCCGGACAACCCGGAGCAGCCUCUGAAGACGGGGGCAGCUGGGUUCCUAUCACUGUCCCCCUCCCACCAGUGUGACCCUGGUCCCAGCCAACCAAGAGGGAGCGGGCAUGAUGGGUUCCUCGUGUCCCACCCUGCUCCCCUCCCCUCCCCUCCACCAGGUCAGCGCAGCCUCCGUGUGCAGAGAGCAGACUUUCCGACCCCUGGGCCCCGAUCCCUCCUGGUGUAAAUCAGGCAAGAAGAGGAGCAGGGAGUUGGGAGGAAAGCGUGGCCCUGCUGCAGCUGGGGGGCUUUGCCAUCGCUUUCAAAGCGGCCAGGAUCUCCCCCCAGUGCAGCACCCCCCUCGUCAGUUACAGCCUCGUGCACACAUGCUGGGGAAGGGAAGCCAGGCCAGGCCUGACUGCAGAACACGGGAGUCCCAGGGCCUAGCAGCCCCCUCCCUGGGGAGAAGAUGGA